Molecule: messenger RNA, 7055 nt
Organism: Onychomys torridus (southern grasshopper mouse)
Lineage: Eukaryota; Metazoa; Chordata; Mammalia; Rodentia; Cricetidae
Gene: Ptch1
Product: patched 1
Exons: 23
Coding region: 507-4655 (1382 amino acids)
Biological process (GO): smoothened signaling pathway
Cellular component (GO): plasma membrane
Molecular function (GO): hedgehog family protein binding; hedgehog receptor activity; smoothened binding
Source: RefSeq, a predicted model, not a curated record
AAGCCUGUUUACCCAGGAGGGCUGCACUGAUAGCACGUUUCUCCAGUUUACUUUGCCUUCCUUGGGUUUAUUGUAGAGGGGUAAAGUUUUCGGAUCCGUCACGUGACCCUGACAGGUCCUGCCUAUGGCGCGGCAGACCACCCACGCCGAGGGCCAUGGACCUGCUUAAUAGAAACAGGCUUGUAAUUGUGAGUCCGCGCCGCACUCCGCCGAAAGCCUGCGGCGGCCCCGCGCGCCGAGGUUUUUACACUUUCCGUUCCUUUUGUAAAGACGGAGGAGGAGGAGAAGACGAAGACGAAGACCGGGGAAAGAGACGGCGACAGGGCAGACAAAGAGACCCGCGGCGACAGGGCCCGGGAGAGUCGAAGGGAGACAGGGAGAAGACUGAGCCACGCAGCACCAGCCAAGGGGGGCCCCGGGAAAUUAAUAAAAGGAAUUGAUGUGAACCUCACGGCCAGCGUCUGCGCCAUCGGCUGCUGCGCUCCGGCCAAGGGCUGAGGCCGGCUAUGGGGAAGGCUACUGGCCGGAAAGCACCGCUGUGGCUGAGAGCGAAGUUUCAGAGACUCUUAUUUAAACUGGGUUGUUACAUUCAAAAGAACUGCGGCAAGUUUUUGGUUGUGGGUCUUCUCAUAUUUGGGGCCUUCGCUGUGGGAUUAAAGGCAGCUAAUCUCGAGACCAACGUGGAAGAACUGUGGGUAGAAGUUGGUGGACGAGUGAGUCGAGAAUUAAAUUAUACCCGGCAGAAGAUAGGAGAAGAGGCUAUGUUUAAUCCUCAACUCAUGAUACAGACUCCAAAAGAAGAAGGCGCUAAUGUCCUAACCACAGAGGCUCUCCUGCAACACCUGGAUUCAGCCCUCCAGGCCAGCCGUGUGCACGUCUACAUGUAUAACAGGCAAUGGAAGUUGGAACAUUUGUGCUACAAAUCAGGGGAACUUAUCACAGAGACAGGUUACAUGGAUCAGAUAAUAGAAUACCUUUACCCUUGCUUAAUCAUUACACCUUUGGACUGCUUCUGGGAAGGGGCAAAGUUACAGUCGGGGACAGCAUACCUCCUAGGUAAGCCUCCUUUGCGGUGGACAAACUUUGACCCCUUGGAAUUCCUAGAAGAGUUAAAGAAAAUAAACUACCAAGUGGACAGCUGGGAGGAAAUGCUGAAUAAAGCUGAAGUUGGCCAUGGGUACAUGGACCGGCCCUGCCUCAACCCAGCUGACCCAGAUUGUCCUGCCACAGCCCCCAACAAAAAUUCAACCAAACCUCUUGAUGUGGCCCUUGUUUUGAAUGGUGGAUGUCAAGGUUUAUCCAGGAAGUAUAUGCAUUGGCAGGAGGAGUUGAUUGUGGGUGGCACAGUCAAGAAUGCCACUGGAAAACUGGUCAGUGCUCACGCCCUGCAGACCAUGUUCCAGUUAAUGACUCCCAAGCAAAUGUAUGAGCACUUUAGAGGCUACGAGUACGUCUCUCAUAUCAACUGGAAUGAGGAAAGGGCGGCAGCCAUCCUGGAGGCAUGGCAGAGGACGUAUGUGGAGGUGGUUCAUCAAAGUGUUGCCCCAAACUCCACUCAAAAGGUGCUUUCCUUCACCACCACAACCCUGGACGACAUCCUAAAGUCCUUCUCUGAUGUCAGUGUCAUCCGAGUGGCCAGUGGCUACCUACUGAUGCUUGCCUAUGCCUGUUUAACCAUGCUGCGCUGGGACUGCUCCAAGUCCCAGGGUGCCGUGGGGCUGGCUGGCGUCCUGUUGGUUGCACUGUCCGUGGCUGCAGGAUUGGGCCUCUGCUCCUUGAUCGGGAUUUCCUUUAAUGCCGCAACAACUCAGGUUUUGCCAUUUCUUGCUCUUGGUGUUGGUGUGGAUGAUGUCUUCCUCCUGGCACAUGCAUUCAGUGAAACAGGACAAAAUAAAAGGAUUCCAUUUGAGGACAGGACCGGGGAGUGCCUCAAGCGCACAGGAGCCAGCGUGGCCCUCACCUCCAUCAGCAAUGUGACUGCCUUCUUCAUGGCUGCACUCAUCCCUAUCCCUGCACUGCGGGCAUUCUCCCUCCAGGCUGCCGUGGUGGUGGUAUUCAAUUUUGCCAUGGUGCUGCUCAUUUUCCCUGCAAUUCUCAGUAUGGAUUUAUAUAGACGAGAGGACAGACGACUGGAUAUUUUCUGCUGUUUCACAAGCCCCUGUGUCAGCAGGGUGAUUCAGGUUGAACCACAGGCCUACACAGAGCCUCACAGUAACACCCGUUACAGCCCCCCACCUCCCUACAGCAGCCAUAGCUUCGCCCACGAAACACACAUCACCAUGCAGUCCACUGUUCAGCUCCGCACAGAGUACGACCCUCAUACACAUGUGUACUACACUACCGCUGAGCCACGAUCCGAGAUCUCUGUACAGCCUGUCACCGUCACCCAGGACACCCUCAGCUGUCAGAGCCCUGAGAGCACCAGCUCCACCAGGGACCUGCUCUCACAGUUUUCAGAGUCCAGCCUUCACUGCCUCGAGCCCCCCUGCACCAAGUGGACGCUCUCUUCGUUUGCAGAGAAGCACUAUGCUCCUUUCCUCUUGAAACCCAAAGCCAAGGUUGUGGUAAUCCUCCUUUUCCUGGGCUUGCUGGGGGUCAGUCUUUAUGGGACCACCCGAGUGAGAGACGGCCUGGACCUCACAGACAUUGUCCCUCGGGAAACCAGAGAAUAUGACUUCAUUGCUGCACAGUUCAAAUACUUUUCUUUCUACAACAUGUAUAUAGUUACCCAGAAAGCAGACUACCCAAAUAUCCAACACCUACUUUAUGACCUUCAUAAGAGUUUCAGCAAUGUGAAGUAUGUCAUGCUGGAGGAGAACAAGCAACUUCCCCAAAUGUGGCUGCACUACUUCAGAGAUUGGCUCCAAGGACUUCAGGAUGCAUUUGACAGUGACUGGGAAACUGGGAGGAUCAUGCCAAACAAUUACAAAAAUGGCUCGGACGACGGGGUCCUCGCCUACAAACUCCUGGUGCAGACUGGCAGCCGAGACAAGCCCAUCGACAUUAGUCAGUUGACUAAACAGCGUCUGGUGGAUGCAGAUGGCAUCAUUAAUCCCAGCGCUUUCUAUAUCUACCUGACGGCUUGGGUCAGCAACGACCCUGUAGCUUAUGCUGCCUCCCAAGCCAACAUCCGGCCUCACCGACCAGAGUGGGUCCACGACAAAGCCGACUACAUGCCAGAGACCAGGCUGAGAAUCCCAGCAGCAGAGCCCAUCGAAUAUGCUCAGUUCCCUUUCUACCUCAACGGCCUGCGAGACACCUCAGACUUUGUGGAAGCCAUUGAAAAAGUGAGAAUCAUCUGUAAUAACUACACGAGCUUGGGACUGUCCAGCUACCCCAAUGGCUACCCCUUCCUGUUCUGGGAGCAGUACAUCAGCCUGCGCCACUGGCUGCUGCUAGCCAUCAGUGUGGUGCUGGCCUGCACGUUUCUAGUGUGUGCAGUCUUCCUGCUGAACCCCUGGACGGCUGGGAUCAUUGUCAUGGUCCUGGCUUUGAUGACAGUUGAGCUCUUUGGCAUGAUGGGCCUCAUUGGGAUCAAGCUGAGUGCUGUACCCGUGGUCAUCCUGAUUGCAUCUGUCGGCAUCGGAGUGGAGUUCACCGUCCAUGUGGCUUUGGCCUUUCUGACAGCCAUUGGUGACAAGAACCACAGGGCUAUGCUUGCCCUGGAGCACAUGUUCGCCCCUGUUCUGGACGGUGCUGUGUCCACUCUGCUGGGCGUACUGAUGCUUGCAGGAUCCGAAUUUGAUUUCAUUGUCAGAUACUUCUUUGCUGUCCUGGCGAUCCUCACCAUUUUGGGGGUUCUUAACGGACUGGUUUUGCUGCCGGUACUCUUGUCCUUCUUUGGACCAUGUCCUGAGGUGUCUCCAGCCAGUGGCCUGAACCGGUUGCCCACCCCUUCACCUGAGCCGCCUCCAAGUGUUGUCCGGUUUGCAGUGCCUCCCGGUCACAUGAGCAAUGGGUCUGAUUCCUCUGACUCAGAGUACAGCUCUCAGACCACGGUGUCUGGCAUCAGUGAGGAACUCAGGCACUAUGAGGCACAGCAGGGUUCCAGAGGUCCUGCCCACCAAGUGAUUGUGGAAGCCACAGAAAACCCUGUCUUUGCCCGGUCCACUGUGGUCCAUCCUGAAUCCAGACAUCACCCUCCCUUGAACUCUCGGCAGCAGCCCCACUUGGACUCUGGCUCCUUGUCUCCUGGACGACAAGGCCAGCAGCCUCGAAGGGAUCCUCCCAGAGAAGGCUUGCGGCCACCCCCAUACAGACCGCGCAGAGACGCUUUUGAAAUUUCUACUGAAGGGCAUUCUGGCCCUAGCAAUAGGGACCGCUCAGGCCCCCGUGGGGCCCGUUCUCACAACCCUCGGAACCCAACGUCCACUGCCAUGGGCAGCUCUGUGCCCAGCUACGGCCAGCCCAUCACCACUGUGACGGCUUCCGCUUCUGUGACUGUUGCUGUGCAUCCCCCACCUGGGCCUGGGCGUAACCCCCGAGGGGGACCCUGUCCAGGCUAUGAGAGCUACCCUGAGACUGACCAUGGGGUGUUCGAGGAUCCCCAUGUGCCUUUUCAUGUCAGGUGCGAGAGGAGGGACUCGAAGGUGGAGGUCAUAGAACUACAGGACGUGGAGUGUGAGGAGAGGCCAUGGGGGAGCAGCUCCGACUGAGGUGUGUGCCCCAGCUGCCCUAGGGUGCUUUCCAGGGUUACCUGAGCAAUGGCACAUCCCAAACUGGACCCUGUGGGACCUUUUCUCACCAAGGCAAGGCUGAUGUCGCCAAACCAAUACAGUUACAAACUGAAUUUCUUUUCUUUUAACUAGUAAUCUCUUGAAUGCAGUUUAACAGCUUUACCUUGUACCUGUUUGCCACACUUGCAGCAGAGUUCUAACCAGCAUGCAGAUGGCCUUGCAAGGUGAAAAUACAUGGAAUGAAUUUAGCACCACAGUCAGCCCGUUGUGGAGUUGCUGUGUUCUCACCUGGAGUUAAGGGGUGUAUUGUGUGAGAGGCACACAGCUCUGUGGUCAUGACCAUGAUGUGACUUCCUUUUUUGUUUUCUUUUAAAGGGUAAUUAAAAUCUGAAGCAAAGAGGCCAAAGAUUGGAAAAACCCCGCCCCCACCUCUUUCCAGAACUAACUGCUUGAAGAGAACUGCUUGGAAUUAUGGGGAAGCAGUUCAUUGUUACUGUAAUUGAUUGUAUUAUUUUGUGAAAUAUUUCUAUAAAUAUUUAAGAGGUGUACACAUGUAAUAUACAUGGAAAUGCUGUAAAGUCUAUGGCCUGGGGCCUCUCCACUCUUGCCCCAGAGUGGGGAGACCACAGGGCUCCCUCCCCCUGUGUACAUUGGUCUCUGUGCCACAACCAAGCUUAACUUAGUUUUUAAAAUCUCCCAGCAUAUGUCGCUGCUGCUUAAAUAUUGUAUAAUUUACUUGUAUAAUUCUAUGCAAAUAUUGCUUAUGUAAUAGGAUUAUUUGUAAAGGUUUCUGUUUAAAAUAUUUUAAAUUUGCAUAUCACAACCCUGUGGUAGGAUGAAAUGUUACUGUUAACUUUUGAACACGCUAUGCGUGAUAAUUGUUUAACGAGCAGACAUGAAGAAAACAGGUUAAUCCCAGUGGCUUCUCUAGGGGUAGUUUCAUGCAGUUCUCAUGGGUGUGUGUUUGUAUGCGUGUGAGUGUGUGAUUUCUCAAUGUACUGUACUGUGAUUUUUGUUUUGUUCUUUUUCUUGUUUCUCUUUGCUUCGUGUGACCUUAGCUAUGGCCUAGUCAAGCUGGGAAAGUCCAGGUCUCUUUCUGUCUUGGUGCUGGUGGAAGGGUGGCUAUCAUCUGCCUUUAUUCUCUGGAAAUAGUCCAGAGAAGCCCAACUUGGCUUCAUGCUUGCCGCAGCUCCUGAAAUCAUGAGUAGCCCUCCAGGGACCGCCCCUUGUGCUUCAAAGAUAAUACAUUCUCAUAGAUCAUAAUGUCGGAUGUUAGGUCCUCUGUAUAUGGAGUCAGCAGUCUUCAUUGGUGGUGAAUCUCAGCUGGGUUGUGAGAUUACACUCAAAGGAAGUGUGGUAUUGUAACUUUCUGAUGAGCAACACCUGCACACAGCCUCCCACCCCCCACCCCCCCUAUAACCCAGAUACAGGCAGAAAAAUCUAUUUCAUUCAAGGUCUUCAUUCAAACCUUUACAAAUCCGAAUCCCUCUCACUACAUUGCCUGGUUGGGGCGUACUGAUGGUGCAGUCAGCUAUGUGGAAUGUGAGCUGCUACAGACUCUUCUUCAUGUGUUCUUGUCCUGUGCACACUCCAUUCCCUUCUCCACUGUUAGAAUGUAUCCAGUUUAAUGUCCAUGGAAGAGCAGGAAGGUGCCAUCCCAAAGAAGUAUAUUGAGGAAGCUCAUUGAGCCGAGUUAGAUUUGAAAGUUUGAUCCUGUUCUCUUUCCCUGGGGUUUAGGCUUCUUUGCCUCUGGCCAGAGACUAGUAGAUGGGGAAGCAAUAUCCUCCCUUGUGAGUGAACACUGAGGACUUGUCUCAGAGGAAGGGAGCUAGUGCAUGUGGAAGCUACUGUGAGGAGUGCAUUCCUGUAUGGAAAUCUGUAAAGGCAAUGGGCCCCUGGUAGUACCAGCAGUCUAGUGACCUCAGACCAUAAAACUCAUCCCCAAACUGUAAGGUACAAAUUGGAAGCCACCUGUGGCUACUGUGUGUGUGUGUGUGUGUGUGUGUGUGUGUGUGUGUGUGUGUGUGUGUGUGUAAAUAUGCCAGAGGCCCUGGACACCCACUGCUACUGUCUUAAUACCUGUCAAGCCACUGUCUGCCUACCCAAAACCAGCUCUGCUCAGAUAGCUCGAGCCCUGAGUUGAGAAGGGAGAUGUAAAACUUUGAAGCCACCUCUCUGCAAUUCCUGGUUGUAUCUGUCAUGCCUGAGCCUCGCUUGUGGCCUAAGGAAGUUUAUACAGCCCUUUGGUUUCUGUACGUAGUGAAUUGCAUCAGCCAAGGCAGGAAGAACACAGAGCUGACAGGAGACUGCAGUCUCAGAGUGUGUGUGUUAUCUGUCUGUCUGUCUCAUCAUAGUUUUAUUUUGUCUGUAUUGUUUGUU